Messenger RNA from Mercurialis annua (annual mercury), 866 nucleotides. Its product is annotated as glutathione S-transferase DHAR2-like. The record is from RefSeq and is a predicted model, not a curated record. Lineage: Eukaryota; Viridiplantae; Streptophyta; Magnoliopsida; Malpighiales; Euphorbiaceae. Gene Ontology annotation, biological process: ascorbate glutathione cycle; protein glutathionylation; cellular oxidant detoxification. Gene Ontology annotation, molecular function: glutathione dehydrogenase (ascorbate) activity. The transcript is spliced from 6 exons. The coding region runs from base 60 to 698 and encodes 212 amino acids.
CAUAUAUUUGUACUGGUAGCUUCAAAUCACAGCAGAAACUUUGACAAAUAACAUAAAAAAUGACUUUGGAGAUCUGUGUGAAGGCUGCUGCUGGUGCUCCUCAUGUUCUUGGAGAUUGUCCAUUUUCUCAAAGAGUUCUGUUGACUUUAGAAGAGAAGAAAAUUUCAUACAAAUUACACCUCAUCAAUCUCACUGAUAAACCUCAAUGGUUUUUGGAAAUAAGUCCUGAAGGGAAGGUACCAGUUCUAAAAGUUGAUGAAAAAUGGGUGUCAGACUCUGAUGUUAUCGUUAAGAUUCUCGAGGAGAAGUACCCUGUGCCAUCUCUAGUCACUCCUCCAGAAUAUGCUUCUGUAGGUUCAAAGAUGUUUUCUGCCUUUGUCAAAUUCUUGAAGAGCAAAAAUCCCGAUGAUGGAUCAGAACAGGCCGUGCUUGUGGAAUUGAAGGCCUUGGAAGAGCAUCUUAAGGCGCAUGGUCCAUUCAUUGCUGGAGAAAAGGUCACUGCUGCCGAUUUGAGCUUGGCACCAAAGCUGUAUCAUCUUGAGGUUGCUCUUGGCCAUUUUAAGAAGUGGACUGUACCCGAAGAUUUAACUCAUGUCAAAGACUACAUGAAGUUGAUGUUCUCUCGUGAAUCUUUCGAGAAGACCAAAGCUUCAAAGGAACAUAUGAUUGCAGGGUGGGAGCCUAAGGUCAAUCCAUGAACACAGUUACAACUUAUACGAGUCAAACUCGAGCUAUGAAAUGUAACAGAAAACUGUAUACGACACCUUAAAACCAAACUGAAUGCUGAUGGUUCUGUGUACUAUACAAAUACUAAUAAAAAAACGAUAAUAUUGUAGUAUUGAUAUUACUACUGUUUGAUUAGGCAA